Molecule: messenger RNA, 1020 nt
Organism: Abrus precatorius (Indian licorice)
Lineage: Eukaryota; Viridiplantae; Streptophyta; Magnoliopsida; Fabales; Fabaceae
Product: solute carrier family 25 member 44-like
Exons: 1
Coding region: 1-1008 (335 amino acids)
Biological process (GO): transmembrane transport
Source: RefSeq, a predicted model, not a curated record
AUGAUUUCGAGUCCAACCGAAGAAGAUUCAGCUUCAGCAACGUCAAUCUCAGAGGCCCAAUUGCAUGCCCCAGAAGACAUAAAUUGGCACAUGCUCGACAAAUCAAAGUUCUUCUUCCUCGGAGCAACCUUAUUCUCCGCUCUAUCAGCAGCUCUCUACCCCGUUGUCGUGUUGAAGACGCGUCAGCAAGUCUCCUCAGCAAAAAUCUCUUGCCGAAACAUGUCCUCUGCUAUCAUGCGCUACGAGGGUUUCCGAGGUUUCUACAGAGGUUUUGGCACUUCCUUAAUUGGAACAAUUCCCGCACGUGCGCUUUACAUGUCAGCACUCGAAGUCACCAAAACCAACGUUGGCACCGCCACCGUUCGUUUGGGUUUCUCCGACGCCUCUGCCACUGCCAUAGCUAAUGCCGCUGGUGGGGUCGCUUCUGCCAUGGCUGCGCAACUGGUGUGGACCCCAGUUGAUGUCGUCAGCCAAAGACUCAUGGUUCAAGGAACCAACAAAAACAACGUUGCACACGGUCUUCAUUAUAGAAACGGUUUCGAUGCUUUCAAGAAAAUUUUGUGCGUUGAUGGGCUAAGAGGGUUUUAUAGGGGGUUUGGGGUGUCCAUUGUGACUUACGCGCCUUCUAACGCGGCUUGGUGGGCUUCGUAUUCGAUGGUGCAUAGGGUCAUUUGGGGUGGUUUUGGGUGUUGCGUGGGUGAUGAUUACAAGGUAAAUUUGGGUGUGCAAGGGUUGAGUGCGGUUAUGGCGAGUGGGGUUUCAGCAAUUGUGACUAUGCCACUUGAUACUAUUAAGACGAGGUUGCAAGUGUUGGAUUCGGUCGAGAAUGGACGAAAGAGGCCAAUGACUUUUGUGCAAACGGUUAAGAAUUUGGUGGGGGAAGGUGGAAUUUUGGGUUGUUACAGAGGAUUGGGACCAAGGUGGGCUUCAAUGUCUCUGUCUGCAGCCACCAUGGUUACUACCUACGAGUUCUUGAAACGCAUGUCUGCUAAGAAUCUAGACAGUUAAAUGCGUAAUGAG